Thlaspi arvense is the source of this 2472-nucleotide messenger RNA. The record is from the annotation of a GenBank genome assembly. NCBI's taxonomy places the organism in Eukaryota, Viridiplantae, Streptophyta, Magnoliopsida, Brassicales, Brassicaceae.
AUGAAACGUUUGUUCACAAUGGAGUUCGGAGAUGAUAAGAGUCUUUACCUUAGAGAUACAUGGAGAGAAGGAAACUCGAUCUGCGGCGUCGUGCCCCUCAACCCUAGCUCGAGCGGGCUAUGGCCAUCCCCGAAGCUCGCAGAACCUAACGCGAACAUCGAGUUCUGGAAUUACAUGUUUCCACAUGUUGAGAUCAUUUUCCUCAUCGUCACUAUCCUUUGGCAAUUCUUCCAUUUCGGCCUCAAACGUCUUGGCAUGAUUCGUUUCACUUCCCAUAUGCUUACUGGGAUUCUUCUAAGCAAGUCGUUUCUAAAGGAGAAUACACCAGCGAGACAUUUCUUUUCCACAGAAGACUACAAAGAGACUGUGUUUGGUCUCUUUGGUGCGUGUUCGUACAUGAUGUUCUGGUUCUUGAUGGGAGUUAAAAUGGACUUGGGCCUAGUCCGAAACACCGGGAAAAAAGCCAUAACCAUCGGUCUCUCCUCGGUUUUACUCUCUAUCACGGUUUGCUCUUUCAUCUUCUUCAUCAUCCUAAGAGAUAUAGGAACCAAGAAGGGAGAACCGAUCUUGAACUUCUUCGAAAUCAUCAUCAUCUACUCGAUCCAAUGUCUUUCGUCGUUUCCUGUUAUCGGAAACCUUCUUUUCGAGCUUAGGCUACAGAACUCAGAGCUUGGUCGUCUCGCUAUGUCCUCUGCAGUGAUCAGUGACUUCAGCACUUCGAUUCUCUCCGCGGUUCUCGUCUUCUUGAAGGAGCUAAGAGACGAGAAAACGAGGCUAGGAUCCGUAUUCAUCGGAGAUGUCGUUGUCGGAAACCGUCCUUUGAUGCGUGCAGGCACGGUGGUUUUCUUUAUUUGUUUCGCCAUAUGGAUUUUCAGGCCAUUGAUGUUCGUCAUAAUCAGCAGAACUCCUUCUGGUCGACCCGUAAAGAAAGUCUAUAUAUAUCUAAUCAUCGUUCUUGUCUUUGGAUCUGCCAUUCUUGCGGACUGGUGCAAGCAGUCUAUCUUCAUGGGACCUUUCAUUUUAGGCCUAGCGGUUCCUCACGGCCCUCCUUUAGGCUCUGCGAUCAUUCAGAAGUUCGAGUCCGCGGUUUUCGGCACAUUCCUUCCCUUCUUCGUGGCUACAUCCGCUGAAGAGCUUGAUACUUCUUUGAUACUGUCUUGGUUCGAUUUCAAAACUAUAUUCAUCAUCGUGUUUGUAUCCUUCGUCGUCAAAUUCGCUCUCACGACUCUCCCUGCUUUACUGUGCGGUAUGCCGAUGAAUGAUUCCCUUGCUCUGGCUCUCAUUAUGUCCUUCAAAGGCAUUUUUGAGUUCGGCGCUUAUGCGUUCGGGUAUCAAAGAGGGUCUAUUCGUCCCGUGACCUUCACUAUCUUAUCUAUAUACAUCUUGUUGAACUCGGCGAUCAUACCUCCGAUCUUGAGACGCCUAUACGAUCCUUCGAGGAUGUAUGCAGGAUACGAGAAGCGGAACAUGCUUCACAUGAAACCUAAUUCCGAAUUAAGGAUCUUAUCGUGUAUAUACCGAACCAAUGAUAUCCAUCCCAUGAUCAAUCUCCUUGAAGCAACUUGUCCCUCAAGAGAAAGCCCCGUAGCUACUUACGUCCUCCACUUGAUGGAGCUUGUGGGUCAGGCCAAUCCGGUUUUCAUAUCUCACCGUUUGCAAACCCGAAAAAGCGAGGACACAUCAUAUAACUCGGAGAGCGUCAUUGCUUCGUUUGAUCAGUUCCACAAAGAUUUCUUUGGCUGUGUUUCCGUUAGCACUUACACGGCUUUAUCAGUCCCCAAGACGAUGCACGGAGACAUAUGUAUGCUCGCUCUUAACAACACGACAUCUCUCAUCAUCCUUCCUUUUCACCAGACUUGGUCUGCGGAUGGAUCAGCGAUUGUUUCAGACAGUAGUAUGAUCCGGAAACUGAACAAGAGUGUCGUCGAGCUCUCUCCUUGCUCUGUAGGAAUCUUCGUUUACCGGAGCAAUAGUGGCCGGAGAACAAUCCGAGAAACUUCUCCGAACUUCUCAUCUUACCAAGUAUGUAUGCUCUUUCUUGGUGGUAAAGACGAUAGAGAAGCUUUAACACUCGCAAAGCGAAUGGCUCGUGACUCGCGGAUAAACAUCACUGUGGUUUCUUUGAUCUCUUCUAACCAGAAAUCCAAACAAGUCGCUGAUUGGGAUCGGAUGCUCGAUUUAGAACUACUCAGAGACGUGAAAAGCAAUGUUCUUGCUGGCGCCGACAUUUUCUUCUCCGAGGAAGUAGUGAAUGACGCGUCUCAGACAUCUGAACUGUUGAAAUCGAUUGCGAAUGAGUAUGAUCUGUUCAUCGUUGGAAGAGAGAAAGGAAGGAAGAGUGCUUUCACGGAAGGGCUUGAGGAAUGGAGUGAAUUCGAGGAACUUGGAGUGAUUGGUGAUCUCUUGACUUCACAAGAUCUUAAGAGCCAAGCUUCUGUGUUGGUGAUUCAGCAGCAACAGCAGAUGAUUUAG